This is a messenger RNA of Paramecium pentaurelia, 105 nucleotides long. Lineage: Eukaryota; Ciliophora; Oligohymenophorea; Peniculida; Parameciidae. The record is from the annotation of a GenBank genome assembly.
AUGGAUAUCUCAUAAAUUAUGGAUAUCGGUCUUACUUUUUAAGAGAAAUAAGUAAAGAUCUAAAGUCAAUUAGAUCUUCUAUUGAUUAAGUACUUUCAAGUAUGA